AUGAUCACCUCAUUCCUCAAGUACUCGGCACUGGUGUCUAUCAGUUUGAUAGCGGCCGCAGAGCUGCAAGUGCUGCUAGAUGCGUAUCUCAAUCGGACCUUUGUGGAAACAGGAGCCAAAGUCGACAAGAAACUGGCGGUCCAGGAUGGAGACAUGACGAGUGAAGAGGUGUACACAAAGAUGGGAGUCAACGUGGAGAGCGACCACGAGGACGAGGAAGGCGACGGGUACGAGUCUCGAGACCACAUGGACUCGUCACCCUGGCAGCGGCCAAGUAUCAGUGGUAACGAAGCAUACCAAAGGGGUGCUAAAAAGUUGCAUGACCAGUUUUUGGAUGAGCUGAAGACCCGACAGAAUUCUGAAACAUGCUCGGAGGAGCGAACCAAUGCCCUGUUUUCAGCCCUGACCCGGCUGGUGGACAAGUACCGAACUAGACCGAUGAUUCAUCAUGCUGCAUCUAAUGUGGAUCACCCUGCAUCUGGAGUGAAGUGUGUGGCUUGCAACCAGACCGUCUUGCUACAGCGGGACCGCCAUUACGUCUGCGUGCACUGUCCCAGUGGUCAGAACGUCAUUUGCAUAUUCUGUGAGGGUCGUGAGAUGCAUCCAGAGUCACACAUGCUGUACAAAAUGGACAAAUCCAUCGGAAGCAUGCGGUCUCUCUUGUACUAUGCAGAGACACAUCCAGCAUGGACGACCAAGAUCGAGGACGAUUUCUCGGCUCCUGAUCCAGAGGAAUUUGUCGAUAGAGACCUGCUGGCGGAAUGUGCCCCGAUGAGCCAGGAACGACUCGAGUUCAUGUUCGAGCAAUUCAUGGGGUGGUGCGAUAUUCGCUCCAACGAGCCCCGGAAGCUUAACAUGUCAUUGGAUCGGUACAGGGAGCUUCUGAAACUGGACGACCCUUACCUGCUGUCUCUGUUGGAACAGCACUUCACUCAGCCAGUCUCAUUCUCUGCCUACGUGAAGUUCGUGCUGUCCGUCUUAUCUGCGCCCUCCAAGGCUCUGAUUGAUAUCUGCUACGAUAUGAUCACUCAAAAGGACGAGUCAUAUGUCACUAUGGCUUCUGUCAAGGCCGCUGUGUGGCAGUACUACCUGUGGGCCCAGAAGAUGGCCAAUGAAGCAAUUACUAUUGAAGAAUUGCGACAAAAGCAACAAGAGAUGCGAAAUGGCUACACAGACAAAACAAAGCUGUAUGAGAGAUUGGGAGCUCUUAGUAAUACCCAGGGACCUAAGACGUUCAGUUCACUGGCCAACGGCAAACAGAUCACGGACUUCCCUCGGAAACACGAAAACUUGCUCAUCAACGUCCCUGUUGUCUCAGACAGACCUGACCUGUCCUCCAACGCCAUGCUCAUUGCCGAACAGUCCAUCAACGAGAUGAUUGUUAAGGCUUUUGAAGAGGCCGGGUUCAACGAGUUUUCUCUGCUGACCAAGCGCGACUUCGUCAAGCUGGCGGGCUACCCUGGCCCCAACUUCCAAUCCUGGCUCUUCAAUUGGUUGGAGGCAUAUAUUAUUUAA
Molecule: messenger RNA, 1515 nt
Organism: Yarrowia lipolytica CLIB122
Lineage: Eukaryota; Fungi; Ascomycota; Dipodascomycetes; Dipodascales
Source: RefSeq, a predicted model, not a curated record